This is a messenger RNA of Lathyrus sativus (Indian pea), 327 nucleotides long. Lineage: Eukaryota; Viridiplantae; Streptophyta; Magnoliopsida; Fabales; Fabaceae. The record is from the annotation of a GenBank genome assembly.
AUGGAUCCUUCGCCAUCUCGUACAUCUAGAAGUAGAAGAGUAUUAAAAAUUGUAUAUGAUGAUCCUAAUGCAACAAAUUCUUCAUCUGAUGAAAGAAAUAAUAUUAGUGUGGAUAAGAAAACAAUAAAGAAAAGAGUUGUGCUUGAAAUUGUAUUUCCUAAGGUUCCGAGUGAUCAAAUUAUUGAUAAUGGAUUGAAAAAGAAUAAUAAGUGUGGAGCACCAAAACAUGAAGUGAACAAGAAUAAUAAUAGUUGUGGAACACAAACAUAUGAAGUGAAAGAACCGUCUUACAAAUACAAAGGUGUUCUAAUGAGACAAUGGGGUUGA